Molecule: messenger RNA, 1155 nt
Organism: Camarhynchus parvulus
Lineage: Eukaryota; Metazoa; Chordata; Aves; Passeriformes; Thraupidae
Gene: NOXRED1
Product: NADP dependent oxidoreductase domain containing 1
Exons: 5
Source: RefSeq, a predicted model, not a curated record
AUGGCUAUUGCAAUAGCUGUGCAGAAGCAGAGCUUUAUGUGCUUUUAUAACAAUGCUAAGCUGGUGGCCUGGGAGGACAUUGUGUUCCUCUGCUGCCUCCUGUCACACAUACUGUCUGUCUGCUGUCAUUUGUCCUGUGACUGUUUUCACUACAGGAUUUACUGCAGGACUCAAACCUGCAAUUUCUGGGUUUUACCACUGGAUGGAACUCGAACCCAUUGUUUCUACAAAACGGGACCUGAAACAUCGGAACAACCCCCCUGUAAUGGUUUUUAUGCAGGCCUGAAGAGCAUCAUGUGGCUGAAUCUGCCUCACCAGAAGGCACUGAAAUGAACAAAUGACCUCAGCUUUCUUGAAUGCUGCCUCAUCUGUGCAGAGCAAAAGCCUUCCUGCCCAGCUUUCUGGAAAGGAUUCCUUCUUUUGCAGGACUAUUCUAGAGCCAUUCUGCAACAAUUUAUAUUCAAGUCUCUGAUGGUUUCUCAAAGACCCAAGAAGGACUCUUGUAGUCAGACACUGAAGAAAACAACUGUUUGUUACAUUAUUAGCAAGCUGCUUUGGAGAGUUGUUGACAGUAAAUGUUUCCACUUGUUUUCCCUUCCCAGAACCUUCCCCUGGUUUGUCCUGACAGCUCUGUCACUGAGAAAGUCUCUCUUUAGCCAGCUGCUAGAAAAGAGAGAACUUGUCUGAUGCCAUCUGAUGCCUGGUGCUCUAUUGUACCAGGCACCCUCUGGAGACUGUCCUAAAAGCAAUGUGGGCUCAACACCAAAGACAUCUCUCACUUCAGUUGCAGUGGAGCCUAGUGUGAUACUGUAUGACAAGUCUCCAUUAUCCACAGCUGCUUCCAACAGUUUCUCAGAAAUUCCAGAGGAAAAUGCUGAGUAUGAUUCUAAAUUUUCACAAACCUUAAUGAAGCCCAUGAGGAAUGCUUUGCUGAGAUCUCAUCCCAGCCCUUUCAUGGGACUAAGCAGUGCAAGAACCAGCACUGUUAGCUCUCAGACUCCAAACUCUUCCAGCCAAUAACCUUAUGCACACAUUUUCUUCUAUGAGUUUCAGUCUCUACAAGGCUCAGUAAACUUGCUUAUCCCUGGUUGCCUGAGCUUUUUUUUUUUGUUUUGGUUUGUUUUUUUUGUCUGAAUUUACUUAUUACAUAGUCUU